GGCAGGAAGACAACACCGGAAACUUUACAUGUGCAUAAAAUGUAGCAGACAGUUGCGGCAUAUAAGUUACUCAACUGUCUCCUCAAGAUGUUUGCAGCUGUGCUGUUUAUAACAGGGAUAUACACAGCAGUGGGAUUCAACAUUUACACAAUCCCGGUGAAAAAUUAUACAAAUGAAGACCGACUGUUCGGUCAAACUAUUAUUCAGUCUAAAGAUGGAGUUUUUGUUCCUUCUCCUACCGAUGGAAAUGUUUUCAGAUGCACAGAGAACGGUUGUGUUCAAAUGCAUGUUACUGACAAAUUCGAGAAAGGCCUGACUCCAGUUGCAUCUGUAGCAUCCAGACUGACUGAAGAUAAGGAGCAGCUUUUGGUUUGUAACCAAGUUCGGACAAGGAACUCAUCAACAGAGUAUUUAAAUGGAAAAUGUGCUCACAAGUAUGAUGAACAGAAGAUAAGUCAAAUCUAUCCUGAUAAGUUGGUUUUACAGCAACUGGAAAAAAAUACCAGCAUUAUCAACAACAACAACAACAACAACAACAACAACAACAACAACAACAACAAAUAUCCAGACUACUGGAGGAAGAGAAGAGCACUGCAGGAUACAGAUGAAGAAGAUGAAGAUGCAGGGACGGAGAUCGCAUUUGUGUUGGACGGCUCUGGUAGCAUUGACAAAGAAGAUUUUGAAAUGGCCAAAGACUUUAUUAUUAAUGUAAUGAAAAAUGUUUGGACAACAUGUUUCAGUUGCAACUUUGCAAUAGUACAGUUUGGGAGAGAAAUAAGGACUGAACUCUCUCUGACAGAAAAUAAUGACACUCUCAGUGCCUUGGAUAAGGUGAAGAGCAUAAAACAGGUUCAUGCAAUCACCAAGACUGCUUCAGCCAUCUAUCAUGUUCUCACAGAGGUUUUUGUUCCUCAAAUGGGAUCAAAAGAGAAUGCCAAAAAAAUGAUUAUUCUACUAUCUGAUGGACAAAUGGCAGGAGAUAAUAGAACCCUCAAUGAUGUUUUGAACAUGACACAGAUGGAUGGGAUUGUUCGCUAUGCAAUAGGGGUAGGGCCAGAGGUUCUUGGUAAAAGAAAUGCAAUAAAUGAGAUGAUACAAAUUGCUGGCAGCGAAGACCGAUUUUUCAAUGUUUCGAAUUAUGGAGCAUUGGAAAAAAUUCUUUCUUCUUUGGAAAAAAGCAUCAUUGGGAUUGAAGGCAUACAGAAGGGAGCAGGUUUUCAGUUUCAGCUUGCAGAGGCUGGAUUUAGCUCUCACUUUACACAUGAUGGUUCGAUCCUUUUUGGUGCUGUGGGAGCAUAUGACUGGAGCGGAGGGAUCAUUCUGAAAAAAAGGAACGAAGAACUUGUGACUUUUUUAAAUGCAAGCAAUGAAGAACAUAGAUUUUCUUAUUUGGGUUACAGUGUGGCAUCGGUGUACUCGAAUAAGAAAACACUGUAUAUAUCUGGGGCACCCAGGUACUACUUGACUGGCGCAGUAUUCAUUUUUGAUGGGACCAAACAAGAUUUGCUACAAGGGGAUCAGGUUGGGUCUUAUUUUGGAUCAGUUCUCUGUGCCUUGGACAUUAAUAAUGAUGAGGAAACAGAUUAUCUUCUGGUUGGAGCGCCACACUUCCAUGUAAAAGGGGAAGAGGGCAAAGUGCUGUUGUACAGACUAAAUAAAGGAAAAUUUGAGAAAGUAACCUUUGAAUUGCGUGGACUAGAAAAAUACAUGUUUGCAAGGUUUGGCUCUGCCAUAGCUGAUAUUGGAGACAUUGACGGGAACGAAUUCCGUGAUAUUGCAGUGGGAGCUCCCCUCGAAGCAGAUCACUCAGGAAGUGUCUACAUAUAUAAUGGUUUUAAUGAUGGUCUAAAAAAACAUUUUUCACAGAGAAUCACACCAUCAGACUUCGGAAUUAAACUUGUGCACUUUGGCCAGGCAGUGAGUGCCAUGUCAGUAGAAAAAAAAAAGCAACCACUAAUUAGUGUUGGGAGUGAAGGAACCAUAAAUGUCUUUAAGACAAUUCCGGUUAUCGUUAUUCAACCAGAAAUAGAGGUUGCUAACGACCUGAUUGCCAGUGAUAAGCAGAGCAAUGAUGAGUCAAGCAAAUUUGACACAAAGUUCCAAAUUUGCUUCAAAACACCAAAAGGAGAUAUUAAGUCUGGUGAACUAUUAAUUGAGUAUGAUAUUGAUUUGGACUGGGGUAAAGAACAAAAGCGACUGGUUUUUCUCAAGCCUAAUGAAGGGAGAGUGGACUUUACUCUGACUGAGUCCCAAACCUGCACUGACUCGAUAGAAGUGAAAUAUGUGGGCUGCUCUGACUGUUUCUCAUCUAUAAAGAUUAGGGUGAAUUUUACAUUAACCCCAGCCACUGGAUUUCCUCUGCGGGCUCUUGAUGCAUAUACUCCAAAAGAGGCCAUAAAGGAGAUUCAUUUUGAAAAGGAGUGUUUAAGUGAGCAUUGUAAGGCUUAUAUUUCACUGGCUGAUUCGAAACUCAGCAAUUCCACUGUAAUAAUUGGCAAGACCCAAACGUUGGAUAUAUCGUUUGACCUUAAGAACUCUGGGGACAAUUCUUAUAUGACCACUCUGACCUUGGUGUAUCCUGAAUUACUAUCUUUCAAGAAGUCUGAGGGUGGCACAUGUGAGAAUAAAAAUGACAACCAUCAACUAGUGUGUAAAAUUUUGUAUCCCGUAUUCCAAAGGAAUGCAGAGACCAGACUGACAAUCACUUGGCAGCCUAUUAACAAGAACACAAGCAACACAGAAUCAAUUACUGCUCAGUUAACAGGUGGCAAUAAUGGCAGUGAGGUACUUGAUUCAAAGGCGUACAGUUUCACAGUAAAGAAAGCUCUUGCAGUUCAUCUUGCUGGUUCAGCCAUGCCAAACAGACUAAACAUUACAGAGGGGGAAAAAAGCAAGUCACAAACGCUGCAGUUCAAUUUUAAGCUGGAGGGUACAAACGAAUAUGAGGCCAAAAUAAACGUGGAAAUCACAAUCGAAAAGCAGACACAUAAAACCGACGUCGUCAUCAUGAGCGUCGAACCAAAUACCUGCUUAUUGCCCUCAGAUAAAAAUGUUAUGAAAACCUUACAGAUUCAAUGCAAUCUGACAGAGUUGCAAAAAGAGAUUAACAUAAAGGCUCAAACGCAUAUCCACGACAUUAAGGAUAUUACAGAGAAGAUCACUGCCAAGGGAGUAAUUACAUUUGAUGAGAACAUCUAUGCUGGAAAAAACAUUAUAAAGACAGUACAAGUGCAAGUUUUACUUGUUAAGCUGACAGUUGUGACAUCAAGUGCACUCAUUGUAGGCAGUUCCAUUGGAGGGUUUAUCCUUUUAAUCAUCAUCAUCAUUAUUCUUAUCAAGUGUGGAUUUUUCCGUCGACGCCAUAAGAUGGAACGCUCAAUGAGUACAACCUGAAGGCAAUUUCAAUGUUGAACAGAUUGCAUAUCAGUGUUCUUUUUAGAUAAUAGCACAUUGUCUGUGUAGAUUUAUUAUUUUAUAAUUGUACAUUUUAAGUUGUUUUAAUUAGGAAUAUAUUUUUAAUUGCUGAAUAGUUUUCUUAAAUCUUCUUGAAAUCUUGAAGCGUU
This is a messenger RNA of Silurus meridionalis, 3563 nucleotides long. RefSeq names its product integrin, alpha E, tandem duplicate 2 (gene itgae.2). The coding region runs from base 88 to 3393 and encodes 1101 amino acids. The transcript has 32 exons. The record is from RefSeq and is a predicted model, not a curated record. NCBI's taxonomy places the organism in Eukaryota, Metazoa, Chordata, Actinopteri, Siluriformes, Siluridae. Gene Ontology annotation, biological process: cell-matrix adhesion; cell-cell adhesion; integrin-mediated signaling pathway. Gene Ontology annotation, molecular function: integrin binding. Gene Ontology annotation, cellular component: external side of plasma membrane; integrin complex.